AAGCCGGGUCCUUUUCUAGGGCGGUCGCACGGGCAGCGGCGGUACGAAGCUCGCCUCAGCCAACAUGUACUACAAGUUUAGCAGUUUCACACAGAAGUUGGCUAGAGCUUGGGCUUCGGAAGCUUAUGCUCCGCAGGGAUUAAAGCCGGUUUCCACAGAAGCACCGCCUAUCAUAUUUGCCACACCAACCAAACUGACCUCCACUGCGACAGCAUAUGAUUAUGCUGGUAAGAACAAAGUCCCAGAGCUACAGAAGUUCUUCCAGAAGGCUGAUGGCGUGCCCAUCCACCUGAAGCGCGGCCUUCCCGACCAAAUGCUGUACCGGACCACCAUGGCUCUGACUGUGGGAGGGACCAUCUACUGCCUGAUCGCCCUCUACAUGGCCUCACAGCCCAGGAACAAAUGAGUCUGCCUGUGGAGACUGGUUCACACUGGCUCACUGUGUGGUGCGACCCUUUGAAUUCUCACGUUUCAUGUUUUCCACUUGGAUAGUCUACUUAACAUUUUUUCAAACAAAGGAAAAGAUAAGAAUACACUGUUUUGGUUUGUUUCUGGCGUGCAGAUGGCCUGUCAGAUGUCAAAGCUUGUUUGACAGUUAGAACUAUUGUUUAAGGAGGUGACACUGAGCCAUCACUGAGCUGUGUUUCUGCUCCUGACUUCCCUGGAGAUUCUGGAUGAAAGUUGCUUACGAGCUCAGUGGUGACCAGCAGAGCUCAGGGCCUCCGGCCUCAGGCAUGUCUAAGCAGGAAGCACAGAAAGCUUCUGGGUGUAGGUGCGAUUGAGGAAGGAAGGAAGAUAAAAGCCAGGGGACAGGUGGGUGAACUGAGGGCUUGAGUCAGCCACCUAGGGGACUGCUCGCCCUGCAGAAAAAUGUUAAAGGAAAUUAUUCGAAACCUGCCUCUAUUUGUCGGGCAGUUUGUUUCAAAGGGUUGUUUGCCUCCCCCAGACCUUAGGGGAACGUAUUUGUUCCAUCAUGGGAAAGAACACCUGUCAGUGUUGCACUUUAGACAGCUGUACCAGGAAUUCUCCUUUAAUAAUGCUGUGGCUUUAAGUUAUGAUUUACUUGACUGCAGAAUAAAUACAUGAAUAAAGA
Molecule: messenger RNA, 1093 nt
Organism: Apodemus sylvaticus (European woodmouse)
Lineage: Eukaryota; Metazoa; Chordata; Mammalia; Rodentia; Muridae
Gene: Cox7a2l
Product: cytochrome c oxidase subunit 7A-related protein, mitochondrial
Exons: 3
Coding region: 65-406 (113 amino acids)
Biological process (GO): mitochondrial respirasome assembly; regulation of oxidative phosphorylation; mitochondrial electron transport, cytochrome c to oxygen
Source: RefSeq, a predicted model, not a curated record